AUUUCACUCAUUAUUACUCUCUCCCCCAUAAUUAUUAUUUCUUCUCUUAUUUUUACUCGCCUCUUUCACCCCCUGGCAAUAGGACUUAUACUAUUAUUUCAAACUAUCAUAAUUUGUGUUACUGCCGGGCUAUCAAUGAACUCCUUCUGAUUUUCUUAUAUCUUAUUUCUUAUUUUCUUAGGAGCUAUAUUAGUAUUAUUUAUUUAUGUAGCAUCCCUUGCUUCCAACGAAUCUUUUAGAUUUUCAACCUCAUUAAUAAUAGUAUCUGCUUUUGUAUUAUUAGCAAGAUUUAUGAUAAUUUUCUUAGAUCCUCUCUUACUAAAUACUCCUAUUUCAAUUCAACAAUCUUCAUUACCCAAUGACCAGUUCUCUUCAACUCAGUCUUUACUAAGCUCUAUUUAUAAUUAUACCACUAUAAAUUUAACUUUAUUUAUCGUGAUAUAUCUUCUAUUAACCUUAAUUGUAGUAGUAAAAAUUACUAACACUUUUUUUGGUCCUCUCCGACUAUCAUCUUAA
This is a messenger RNA of Penaeus chinensis, 516 nucleotides long. NCBI's taxonomy places the organism in Eukaryota, Metazoa, Arthropoda, Malacostraca, Decapoda, Penaeidae. The record is from the annotation of a RefSeq genome assembly.